Plasmodium relictum is the source of this 996-nucleotide messenger RNA. Its product is annotated as DNA-directed RNA polymerase I, putative. The coding region runs from base 1 to 996 and encodes 331 amino acids. Gene Ontology annotation, biological process: DNA-templated transcription. The transcript has a single exon. Gene Ontology annotation, cellular component: RNA polymerase III complex; RNA polymerase I complex. Gene Ontology annotation, molecular function: protein dimerization activity. The record is from RefSeq and is a predicted model, not a curated record. NCBI's taxonomy places the organism in Eukaryota, Apicomplexa, Aconoidasida, Haemosporida, Plasmodiidae.
AUGCAAAAUGUAAAAUUUAGAGAUAAUUUUAUUAAAUUGGGUGAAGAAGGCCCAAGAAAUGCAACUACUACAAAUUUUUAUGGGAGCUAUUUUUUAUCGGAUAAGGAAAAUUACUUUGAUAUAAAUGAAUUUGAAAAAAACUUAGAAAUGAAUAUACUAAAAAAUGAAUAUGAUUUAUUAAUAUUAGAAGUAAAAAACUUAAAUGUUUCCAUAGCUAAUGCUUUAAGAAGAAUUAUGAUAUCAGAAGUACCAACUAUUGCCAUUGAAAAAGUAAAUAUUUUUCAGAAUACUGGAAUAAUAGCUGAUGAAAUAUUAUGUCAUAGAUUAGGUUUAAUUCCAUUUAAAUUUGAUGCAGAUUUAAUUAAUUAUAAAGAAGAAUAUGAAAAAUAUAACCCCUUGAAUUGUUUUUGUUUUAAACUUCAUGUAAAAUAUAAAAAAAUAGGAAAUGAAAAUAGUUUAAGUGUAUAUUCAAGGGAUUUAAAAUGGUUUCCUUUAAAUGAGCAGCAGAAAAUAAAGUUUGAAAAUAAUCACCCAAAAGUGGUUGAUGAUAAUAUUUUAAUAACAAAAUUAAGUAGUGGACAAGAAAUUGAACUAAUUUGCUUUUUAGAAAAAGGAAUUGGAAAAACUCAUGCAAAAUGGUCACCUGUUUGUACAGCUGUAUAUAAAAUGUACCCAUCUUUUACCUUUGAUACAUCUGAAAAUUUUACAAAAGAUGAAAAAUAUGAUUUAGUUAAUAUUUGCCCCAAAAAUGUUUUUGAUAUAGAAGAAAGUGAGAAUUUAGUUGUAAAAGACCCUUUAAACUGCUCUUCAUGUAGAGUAUGUAUUGAAAAAUAUCCAAAAAAGGUUUCAUUUCAUAAAAUUAAAAAUCAUUUUAUUUUUACUAUUGAAUCUACGGGAUGUUUUUCCUCUGCCGACAUUUUUAAGAAGGCCUUACUUAUUUUAAAGCAAAAGGUUCUUAACAUCAAAGAAGCAUUGGAAGAAGAAACAAAUACUUAA